Telopea speciosissima is the source of this 3004-nucleotide messenger RNA. RefSeq names its product UTP--glucose-1-phosphate uridylyltransferase 3, chloroplastic. The coding region runs from base 44 to 2656 and encodes 870 amino acids. The transcript is spliced from 17 exons. The record is from RefSeq and is a predicted model, not a curated record. Gene Ontology annotation, molecular function: UDP-N-acetylglucosamine diphosphorylase activity. Gene Ontology annotation, biological process: UDP-N-acetylglucosamine biosynthetic process. NCBI's taxonomy places the organism in Eukaryota, Viridiplantae, Streptophyta, Magnoliopsida, Proteales, Proteaceae.
CUCUCUCUCUCUCUCUCUCCAGCCAUUCUACGCUAGCCAGCGCAUGGCGUGCAACACUCCUAUCCUGCACCAUCACCUCCACCACCAUCUCUACUUCCAUCCCUUAUCGUCUUCUGCUGCUUCUCAGUCUAUCUCUCUAAGCUCCGGCAAUGCUCAUCCCACUACAAUCUGUCUCAGAAGAGACCUUACCUCUUUCUCCUUCUUUUCUUCAAGCUCUUCUUCUUAUCCUUCGUAUUAUUCUGCGAGGCGCGUUUCUACAGCUCCAGUUGAAUCGGCCUCUGUUCCAGAAGACUUCGAUUUCCAGAAGGAAAUUGCACGUCUUCAAGACCUUCGGUCCAGGCUUUCGCGUGCUAAGAACUUGAGAGAGAAGCUCGGGGUGAUUGACUCUGAUUCCAGGGUGAAGGAUUUCUUUGGCACUAGGGUUUUGGCUUCUUUCAAUGGGCUUGACCUCUCUGAGCUGUUUCUGCUCAAGUGUUUAGUUGCCGCUGGCCAAGAACACAUUUUCGGUUCUGAGUUUGAUUCCGUAGAGAAUGAAUUCGAGUCGGUGAAGGGCUCCUUGAAGUCUACGCUGUAUGUUUUGGCGGAUAUGAUUGAGAAUUGGGAUGUUAAGAAUGAUGGUGUUGAAGAAACAAAAUGUAGGAGUGUUGAAAGAUUUCCUGCACCGUUGAAGAAGCUUCUGCGGACCUUGCAAGAAAUUGAACAGUUUUACGACUGCAUUGGAGGAAUUGUCGGAUAUCAGAUAACGGUAUUGGAGCUCCUAUCCUCUUCAUCAUCGGAAAUGCAGUCCAUGAGCUUGUCUCAGCACCUAAAUGAGGGAGGGAAAUACCAGUUCCAAGAAAUUCAUGUUCCUAGAGGACUGGAUCUUUCUCGGGAUACUGAAUAUGCAUCUCAAGCUGCUCUAUGGGGGAUUGAGGGUUUGCCAGAACUGGGUGAAAUUUAUCCUUUGGGAGGUUCUGGGGAUAGACUUGGUUUGGUUGACCCUCAUACAGGUGAAUGUCUUCCUGCCGCCAUGCUUCCAUACUGUGGACGGACCUUAUUGGAAGGUCUCAUAAGAGAUCUUCAGGCUAGGGAGUUUCUUUACUUCAAAAUCUAUGGAAAACAAUGUAUCACCCCUGUUGCAAUAAUGACAAGUUCAGCGAAGAACAAUCAUGAGCUCGUUACUUCUUUAUGUGAAAGACUAAUGUGGUUUGGAAGAGGUCGAAUAAGUUUUCAAUUUUUUGAACAGCCACUUGUUCCAGCUGUGAGUGCAGAAGAUGGCCAAUGGUUAGUUAGCGAACCUUUCAGUCCAGUAUGCAAACCUGGGGGCCAUGGUGUAAUAUGGAAACUUGCAUAUGACAAAGGAAUUUUCCAGUGGUUUGUUGAUCAUGGAAGAAGGGGUGCAACCGUCCGCCAAGUCAGUAAUGUUGUAGCUGCUACAGAUUUGACUCUUUUAUCAUUAGCAGGGAUAGGUCUCCACAAUAAAAAGAAACUUGGUUUUGCAUCAUGUAGCAGGAGGUUGGGAGCUACAGAAGGCAUUAAUGUUCUCAUUGAAAAAAAGAAUCUUGAUGGGAAGUGGGCAUAUGGUUUAUCAUGCAUUGAAUACACUGAGUUUGAUAAAUAUGGGAUAACAGAUGGACCAAUUUCUCCUGACAGCUUGCAGGAAGAGUUCCCUGCCAAUACAAACAUUCUAUAUGUUGAUUUACCUUCUGCAGAGAAAGUUGGAUCAUCCAAAAAUACAACCUGUUUGCCAGGCAUGGUGCUUAAUCUUAAGAAGUCUAUUAUAUAUGUGGACCAUCUUGGCAUCGAACAUAGUGUAUCUGGUGGCAGGUUAGAGUGCACAAUGCAAAAUAUAGCAGAUAACUUUCUGAACACAUUUUCCUCACGUUGUUACGCCGGUGUAGAAGAUUCACUAGACACCUUUAUUGUUUAUAAUGAAAGAAAGAGGGUCACUUCAUCUGCCAAGAAGAAAAGAAGACACUCUGACAAAUCUUUGCACCAGACCCCAGAUGGUUCACUGUUGGAUAUUAUACGGAAUGCCUCUGAUCUUCUUUCUGGCUGUAACAUUAAAGUUCCUAAGAUAGAAGGCAAUGACAAGUAUUUCGAUUCUGGGCCACCAUUUCUCAUUCUUCUACAUCCUGCUUUGGGCCCACUUUGGGAGGUCACCAGACAGAAGUUCUAUGGAGGUUCCAUUUCCAUGGGCUCUGAAUUACAAAUUGAGGUUACAGAGUUCUUAUGGAGGGAUGUACAGCUUGAUGGAAGCCUAAUUAUUGUAGCUGAAAACAUUAUGGGGGCAACUAAGAUAGAUGAAAAUGGUGAACCGAUACUUCAGUACGGACACAGAUGCGGAAGAUGUAAGCUUCAAAAUGUAAAAGUAUCAAAUAGGGGGAUUGACUGGAAUUAUAGCAAGAAUAUUUAUUGGAAGCAUGAAGUUCGGCGAUUGGAGGCAUUAAAGGUCAUACUGCAUGGAAAUGCAGAAUUUGAAGCUACAGAUGUUGUUCUACAGGGAAAUCAUGUUUUUGAAGUUCCAAAUGGCUACAAACUGCAGAUUACAGCAGGAAAUCCAGGUUUCUCAGUUAAGUUAGACCCUAUUGAAAAGAAUAUGAUGGAUAGUGGAAGUUGGUUCUGGAAGUAUAAGUUAAAUGGGACACACAUUCAAUUGGAGAUGGUAGACUUGUAGAAGACUAACCGGGCCCUUAGCCCUACCUUUUGUUGAUUGCAUUGCACAUAUCAACUGAAAGCUCACCUUCACAUUGGAAGCCCUUGUCAUCUGAUCGAUUGAACAGAAGUUCAACAUCUUGCAGAGUCUAUUAUAUGUAUGUAACACAAUGGUUUUCAAAAUCUUUGGAGCCUUUGAGGAUGCAAAAUGCGUUGCUCUUGUAAUUAGAUUGAAUGAAAGCUUUGUAUAUUGGAGGUCCCACUUGUUGUUCAUGUAACAAAAUGGUGAGAUAAAGCCUUGUAGACUAUGAGAGUUCAUGCAUUGGCCAUGUAAUAAAAGGUUGAGUUAAAGGCUUAAAUCCUUGUCAAU